CGUACCUGCAAUAACCACCAGAGAUGACUAGAUAGCUAUUAACGGAGCCUACAGUUCGAUAGAGCAGCUCGAAAGGCCUUCUGCCGAUAAUUUGAAGACUCGAAAGCUACUUCCCAUCGUCGCCGCCGUCAUUGAAGUCUUGGCCAAUCGCAGCGUAUCCGUUUGACAAGCAACCUCCAAACCCAGAAUUCCAAGCUCGACAACAGCCACCUUACUCGACAGCACCACCCACCUUGCCAGCGACCUCUAGCGCCCACGAUGGCCAGCACAAAGCCAAUGACGAUGCUGGUACGCGGCCGACCAGCUGCGACACUGCUCAGACAGUCGCAAUUCGCGUCAGGACGCCUCCCAUCGCCGGCUACUGUCGCCUUCUUCUCCACCACGCUCUCUCGAGCCGCCACCCCAGCAGGACCACCGCCGCCGGGCUUCCGGUUACCCAGGCCAAAGCGAUGGGAUGAGGGAGAAGGUGCAUUGGACCGCGCGGGCAAGUACUUCUUGCUCCUGGAGAUGUUUCGCGGCAUGUAUGUGUCGAUGGAGCAGUUUUUCCGACCACCGUACACUAUCUUCUACCCCUUCGAAAAAGGCCCCAUCUCACCCCGCUUCCGAGGCGAGCACGCUUUACGGCGGUAUCCUACGGGGGAGGAGCGCUGCAUUGCUUGCAAGCUCUGCGAAGCCAUCUGCCCUGCGCAGGCUAUCACAAUCGAGGCUGAAGAGCGAAUGGAUGGUAGCAGGAGGACGACUCGCUAUGAUAUCGAUAUGACCAAGUGCAUCUACUGCGGUCUCUGCCAGGAGAGCUGCCCUGUCGAUGCGAUUGUUGAGGGACCAAACGCUGAAUACGCGACUGAGACAAGAGAAGAGCUUUUGUAUAACAAGGAGAAGUUGCUUUCAAACGGAGACAAGUGGGAGCCAGAAAUUGCAGCGGCCGCUCGCGCGGAUGCGCCAUACAGAUAAUGGGAGGCGUAGAGGAUGCCAAAAUGUAAAUAUAAUGGUGCAGCCCAUGUCUGACACAGCGAUUCAGAUCUCCUUUGUCAAUGUACAAGAAGCCAGUUCAAGUUCUUCUAUAUGGCUUUUACACUGCUCAAAAAUUCUCGAUUUACACUUGCAGGAAGAAAUGAUUUGACACAGACUAUGAUUCAGCGUACGUUGAAGUGUGUUAGGUAGUCUCCCCAUCUCACGAGCGAGCAUGGAAGAGAUGAACCCGGUAUACAGCCAUGGAUUGUGGAGCGCCAUCGAUGUGCGGUAACGACGAGAGACGUCAAGGUGCGACGUU
This is a messenger RNA of Cucurbitaria berberidis CBS 394.84, 1270 nucleotides long. RefSeq names its product NADH-quinone oxidoreductase. Gene Ontology annotation, molecular function: 4 iron, 4 sulfur cluster binding; NADH dehydrogenase activity. Lineage: Eukaryota; Fungi; Ascomycota; Dothideomycetes; Pleosporales; Cucurbitariaceae. The transcript is spliced from 3 exons. Gene Ontology annotation, biological process: mitochondrial electron transport, NADH to ubiquinone; mitochondrial respiratory chain complex I assembly. The coding region runs from base 259 to 951 and encodes 230 amino acids. Gene Ontology annotation, cellular component: membrane. The record is from RefSeq and is a predicted model, not a curated record.